CACCACACCAACGAACUGACCCGCCAGCUCCACCAUGUCUACUCGACAGCCACGUUUUAAUCAGCAGGUUCUCAUAGACACAACCCCUCUUCCGGAGGAUAUUCCUAAAGUCCAGGAAAUUGGCACUAGUUCGGCACCACUAUUAAGCGCCUCCUUCUUCAUCGGCGCACGGUGCAAAGACUACAAUGACGAUUUUAUGAAGUGCAAGACUGAAGCUCAUGGCAAGGGAGAAGUUGAAUGCCUACGAGAAGGCAGAAAGGUCACCAGAUGCGCAGCCAGCGUACUUGAAGAUAUCAACAAAAACUGCCUGACAGAGUUCCGCAAGCACUGGGAAUGCUUAGAGAACAACAACCAGCAACUAUGGCAUUGCAGACGUCCUGAGAGGACUCUCAACAAAUGCGUCUUCGAUAAGCUGAACAUUGAGAAGACCAUCCCCGGAACACCAGAGGGAGAGACACCCGUACACCUGCGAAAAAGACAAAUAUACUCUCAAAAUUGGUAGAUGAAUGAGUUUUUAUCAUUUCUGGUGAGGUCAUUUCGCAACCCUCCAGGGCCUCACAUGCCAUGAGCAUUGUUCCUUGCAAUACAAACCUAGAUAUGAAAACCUCAUGAAGCAUAUUGAAGAAUGCAUGACUAGUAUUGAAUAUAUCUUUAUCCUUGUGGACAUGAAAAGGAGCCGAAACAGUCUCAAUAAUAUGUUUUAGAAGUAGAAUAUAGAAUAGCUGCGAGAGGGUUUCGAAAUGUUGAUGUGUAAAUAUCUAGUUUAUUAGUGUGUUCACAAAUAUAGUGGUAAUAACACGGCGCGCC
Molecule: messenger RNA, 807 nt
Organism: Xylona heveae TC161
Lineage: Eukaryota; Fungi; Ascomycota; Xylonomycetes; Xylonales; Xylonaceae
Product: NADH dehydrogenase, alpha subcomplex, subunit 8
Exons: 4
Coding region: 35-502 (155 amino acids)
Biological process (GO): mitochondrial electron transport, NADH to ubiquinone
Source: RefSeq, a predicted model, not a curated record